Messenger RNA from Cladophialophora yegresii CBS 114405, 2490 nucleotides. RefSeq lists its product as uncharacterized. The transcript has a single exon. NCBI's taxonomy places the organism in Eukaryota, Fungi, Ascomycota, Eurotiomycetes, Chaetothyriales, Herpotrichiellaceae. Gene Ontology annotation, cellular component: mitochondrial envelope; mitochondrion. Gene Ontology annotation, biological process: mitochondrial RNA 5'-end processing. Bases 1 to 2490 code for a protein of 829 amino acids. The record is from RefSeq and is a predicted model, not a curated record.
AUGCCUUCGAAUGAAAAGCGCGAGCUCGGUGUUUUAGAAGAUUUCAGGUUAUUCAUGCGCAAGAGCAUGGACUCAACAAAGCAAGCCUUGUCUACCACCGAACCAAUGACUGUGGAUCAGGUGAUAGCGCUCACGAACGUCAAACCCCAGCAAAAAGGCUAUUACCGCGUUGCGUCGCUGCUGAAGUCGGCGUAUAGCGGACGGGACUAUAAAGAGGUGGACCGUGAUUUGAAGAUGGUUACGCCUCUCAAACGUGGGAAGCACCCUCUGUCAAAGAACAAGGAGGAAAUCUUGUCCAGGCUGGGCUUUCUGAAGCAGUCAAAAUCCGGACAGUCCACUUCGGCCACCUAUGAUAGGGGGACGUCUGCUUCGGCAAAAAAGAAAAGAGCAACAGCAAAGAAACCGUCACUAUUGAAGACAUCAAACGUGUCGGGUUCGGGGCCGCCAGUCCCGGAACAACAAUCCAUCACGCUCGAGACACCUCCGAAUCUCCUAGAUCUCAAGCCACAGUCGCUCCUUGUGGCAAACAAAGCAGAACAGGACGAUGUCCCCCGUCAGGGGCCCGUACGAACGGCAGUAAGGCGGCUCCUAGCCGCCGGCAAGCCCAGGAAUCCACGUGCGGCCAAGCAAGGUAAAAUCGCCGACAUGAGAGGAGGUCCAGUUCAAGUUGCGAGCGCAGACAACUUUCCGCUGAUACCAUUCCCAAUGGAGACGUCAGAAGUGCCGAGAUUGAGUCACGACUUGUCACGUGUUCUCUUCAAUCCAGGUGUCUAUCAAUUGCAGGAUCCACGAUCCAGGGUAUGGAACUUCGAUCCCUAUCUUGGUAAUCUGAUGCCUGUGUCCGAGUUCAACUACGACGCACUGAACAGGUAUAUCACUUCGUCUGAGGACGUAAAUCUCCGAAACGUCGCGCAGGCAAAGGACAAGCGCUACAUUGGCUCAACUUCGAGCAUGUCAGGCGUUCUCGCCCAUUUCCAUUUUCUCCUGUCCGGGUUCCGUGACCUGAACCUGGACCAUCUGAGCCGAGGAUUCGAAGACGAGGGUCACGUCAAUUUCACCAGGAUUCAGAAAGGCCCCACAGCAAUCUUUCUGCGCUACAAGGACGGUGUAUAUGCGGUAGACGCGGACAAGGAGUUCGACUCAGCAAAUAUCCUGAUGAGUCUUGGCCGCUCCAUGGAGAAACUCCUCACAUCUGACAAGGAGGAAUUUGAGAGGUACAGAAGAACUGAAGAUGCUACCAAGGACGCACAAAUGAAAUCAAGCCAUCCCGAGGCAUACCACUACUCCGGCCUCGGCCAGUUCCUGCUAAGAUCACAACUUGACGCCCACGAUCCCCGGCUGCCCGGGACAGGCAUGUUUGACCUCAAAACACGAGCUGUAGCGGCCGUGCGGAUGAUGGUCCACGACCAUGAAAAGGGCGUAGGCUAUCAGAUCAAGGAGAGAUUCGGUACCUGGGAAUCUUACGAACGAGAAUAUUUCGACAUGAUGCGAUCGGCCUUUCUUAAGUACUCUCUACAGGUCCGGAUGGGCCGCAUGGACGGCAUCUUCGUCGCAUAUCACAACACUGAACGGCUGUUUGGCUUUCAGUAUGUACCGCUCCCGGAGCUGGAUUUCGCUCUUCAUGGGCAAGCGGACCGAACACUUGGGGACCAGGAGUUCUCCCUGAGCAUACAGCUCUUGGACUAUAUCUUUAAUGAAGCCACGAUGCAGCAUCCGGGUCAGUCUCUGAGGUUUCACUUUGAGGCAAGAGAAGCAACGCAAGUUACUCCACAUUACAUGUACGUCUUCGCAGAGCCCGUCACAGAGGAAGAGAUUGUGGCAAUUCAAAGUCUGAAGAAGGACGAAAUCCGGGCGUUCGAGGAUCGCAUAUUCAACCCAGGGCGCGCGGAUUCAACCAAACUCGAUGAGGAGGACGCUGAUGAAGCUGAGGAUGAAAAAGAAAGUGACGAGGUCGACUCAGCUCCAUCAGGCGCCUCGACAAACACGGGUCCCGCCCAACAAUCGAACGCGGCUGAUGUCGUGUUCCUCAAUAGCAUCUUGGGUAUGAAUAUUAACGAGGCUAUGGCACCGAAGCCCAAAGCGGCGCGUGUACCUGAGUUCAAUGAGCAGCAUGCAGCAGGAGACUCAGUAGACACCACUACAGACACACAAUCGUCACCAGCGCCCAGCAAACCCUUAUUAGGAUGGAAACUCAACAUUCGCAACAUAGUCAACGGCUUGCCGGUGACGCGGCCGGAAAACUUGAAGGAAAGGGACACGUGGAGUCUGCAAUAUACGUUGGUUCCGUUGUCGCCCUCAGAAGCCCAACGGCACUACACGCUGUGCAAGAAACGACGCCAGAAUGCACUCGAAGCUCCACAAGAGACUGAUGCGGCAGCCAAUUUCUACCUGAAGAGGCUUGUGUCAAUGAGCCGUAGUGGUGCGCAAUGGCGGCAGCAUCAGGACAAGCUGGAUGCGGGCAGAGAGCGGAUUGUACUUUAUGGUGAAUGA